AUGGUAUAUAAACGGAUGGUGGAGAUCGGCCGCGUGGUCUUCGUUGCCAAAGGUGAUGGUGAUGGAAAAUUGGCAACUAUUGUUGAUGUUGUUGAUGGAAAUAGAGCCUUGAUUGACGGACCAACUACAGGGGUGAGACGUUCGGUUCGUAAUUUUAAAGACCUCCAUCUGACGAAAUUUCGUAUACCACUGAGGCAUGGAAUGCGCACAAAAAAUGUCAAAAAGGCAUUUGAUGAAGCAAAAAUUGGCGAGAAAUGGACAGAAACUUUAUGGGCACAAAAGCUUGCUAAAAAAGAAAUUAAAGCAAAAAUGACCGACUUUGACCGGUUCAAAUUGAUGCGUGCCAAACAGCUGCGAAACAGGUUGGUGCGUUUGCAAAUGGCCAAAUUGAACAAAGCAAGAAAAGCCGAGAAACUGGUUAAAAAGAAGUAA
Messenger RNA from Cercopithifilaria johnstoni, 432 nucleotides. The record is from the annotation of a GenBank genome assembly. NCBI's taxonomy places the organism in Eukaryota, Metazoa, Nematoda, Chromadorea, Rhabditida, Onchocercidae.